Messenger RNA from Melitaea cinxia (Glanville fritillary), 1997 nucleotides. RefSeq lists its product as uncharacterized. The transcript is spliced from 6 exons. The coding region runs from base 114 to 1886 and encodes 590 amino acids. The record is from RefSeq and is a predicted model, not a curated record. Lineage: Eukaryota; Metazoa; Arthropoda; Insecta; Lepidoptera; Nymphalidae.
CGCGAAUCGGCGUUUACGCGCGACGAACGCCGUCGCUAAUAUAAGCUUCUAAUUUCAUAUCUUCAACAAAUUUCUUUCAGUAUUGUGCCAGUGUUUCUUGAAAGAAAAUAAAAAUGAAGAUUGUUUUCUUACUUUUGGCUCUCGUCCUGUGCGCUCGCUCUGAAGAUGCAAACGAAAAGGUUGAAACUCAGAACAAGGACAAAAGACAAACCGAGGAAGGCGCUCCGCACCUUGUUUAUAGAACAGCUAGAAAACAGGAACAAGUAGCGCCAGUUGAAGAAAAUCAAGAAGAAGAUAAGGGACCCAGAGGAGAUCCUCAAGAAUAUCGUCCAGGUCAGGUGUUUUCUUUAAAUGCCCAAGAACUAUUGGAGCUUCAACCGGAGAGAAAGGCACCGCUUUCAAGCAAUCAACAGUUGCAACAGCUCUAUCCCCAGCAAGACCAGAGACAAAAUGUACAACAGUUCUAUUAUUUGGAACCGCAAUUAAGUCGACAGGUACCACUUCAGCCAUCUCACGUCGUAAUUGCACGGCCAAACUAUUCUUCAAACGGAGGUGAAGCAUCAGUUGGUGCAGCACUGGCAGUUAGUGACACAUCUAACUCAGCUGAGUCAUUGGAUCGGGAAUUAUUAGCAUUAUUGGGUCAUCCAUUGAGACAAGAUGAUAUUCGUACUCAAAAUUUUGCUCAGAUUCAGCAAACACCACAACAACAAGCUCAUUUGCAGCCUCAAAGUGCACCUCAAUAUCAGCAGGUAGAUAUUCCGUAUGUUCCAAAACCGAGUAAAAAACCGACUAAACUUCGACCAAAAGUACACGUAGCGCCAACGCCAACUUCAGCGGCACCUCAACAAUAUCUCAUAGAAACAACAAACAUUCAUCAACAACAGCAACAACAACAGCAGCAACAAUUUAGACCUGUUGCUCAAAGCCAGAGAGUACCACAGACUCUUCGUUAUGUUGCUAUUCAAUCAGCUCCAACAGCUUUACAACAAACUUUAUAUGAACGUCCUGAGUCUCAAGGCCUUAAAAUAGUACCCGCGCCAAAACUCCAGCAACUGAAUCCACAAUACAACUACAGAAUUCAGUAUCAACAAGAAGCUUCACCUAAACAGUUUAGGAUUAUCGACUCACCUCGACCUCAGCCAAUCAGGCAGGAACAACCUCGACUUUUACCUUCGAACGAAAGACCAAUCACUUACUUAAAACGUUUUCCAGAGCCAGAGCAAUUAAGACCUAUUCCUAUUUCCGAACAAACAGCUCAUGAAGGUUCAUCAACUGUUCAGCGCCCUACUCAAAUUGCUGAUCAAUAUUAUAUCCGUCCCUUGUAUAGAUCAAAUGAACAAAGGUCAAGAUAUGAAUUAACACCUCUUGCUUUUAGACCUGUGGAACAAUCUAGGAGUACUGAAGCUGCAAAGGCACCCCUUUCAGCUAUAUAUGUUAGUAAAAACAUAGCUCCUAAAAAAGUAUUGAGACCACUUGUAAGAGUAGAUCAACCCUCAAAACUUGAGCAGUCACAGAGAGAACAAGCGUACAGAAUAGAACAACAACAACAACAUCAACAACAUCAACAUCAACAACAACAACAACAGCAGCAGCAGCAACAACAAUAUUUGGCGGCUGAACAAGCAAGCUUUGAGCAACAAGCUCAAAGCUUAGAAGAACAAAGAGCACGCUUGCCUCCACCCAGGAACAGUAAAGCGUAUACUCCUGAAGAGUUUUCUGCUUUGGUAGCAGCUGGAUACUCAGUUACCCCAAUACCAGUGGGUAGCUCGAGUGAACAAAUAGCCGAAUCGAGAUCAGCACCUGAAGCAAUAACAAUUCAACAAAGAAGGCCUCUCUACAGCAGACGCUACCAGUAUCUUCCUUUAAGUGGAGACGACGCACCAUAAGUAACUGAGAUAUGAUAAUGUACAUAAUAUUAGAAAUAAUUUUAUAGAUAUAAAACUCAAUACAACAAAAUUAUAAAAUAAAAAAAUGUUUUAUUUUCCAUUUCUCAUAAA